Molecule: messenger RNA, 846 nt
Organism: Arabis nemorensis
Lineage: Eukaryota; Viridiplantae; Streptophyta; Magnoliopsida; Brassicales; Brassicaceae
Source: the annotation of a GenBank genome assembly
AUGGCGGCUUCUUCUACUUUCUCCUCACUCCUACGUUCACCGCCGGCACUUCUUUCCGACCACCUCUCUCCUCCGCCGUGCAGAUGCUCCUUUUCUUCUUCUCCGGUUCUUCCCAGAUCGUCUCGUUUGGGUCUCACUUUACCGGAGAGGAGAAAUCUCUCGCUGAAAUCGACGGUUGGUGAGGUGUCUUAUCGCGAUCCGACGACAUCUGGAUCCGGAGCAGACGAGCGAAUUGAGUCGCUCAAACUCAAAUUACUGAGUACAGUUUCAGGAUUAAACAGAGGACUUGUGGCGAGUUUAGAUGAUCUACAAAGAGUUGAAACCGUUGCUAAAGAACUGGAAACAGCUGCUGGACCGGUGGAUCUAACUGAUGAUCUUGACAAACUUCAAGGGAAAUGGAGGUUGUUGUAUAGCAGUGCGUUCUUUUCUCGGUCAUUAGGCGGUAGUGGUCCUGGACUCCCUACUGGACGUUUGAUUCCCGUUACUCUUGGCCAGGUGUUUCAACGGAUUGAUGUGUUCAGCAAAGACUUCGAUAACAUAGCGGAAGUGGAAAUAGGAGCUCCUUGGCCAUUGCCCCCUAUAGAAGUCACUGCAACAUUGGCACACAAAUUUGAACUCUUAGGCACUCGCAAGAUCAAGAUAACACUUCAGAAAACAACAGUGAAGACAUCAGGAAAUUUAUCGCAGAUUCCUCCAUUUGAUAUCCCGAGGCUUCCCGACAGUUUCACCCCAUUGUCAAACUCUGGAACUUGGGGUUUUGAAGUAACCUAUGUUGAUGAAAAUAUGCGCAUAGGUCGUGGAGAGAGAGGUGAACUUAGGGUAUUUGUAAGGGUCGUUGACAUGUAA